Leptosomus discolor (cuckoo roller) is the source of this 804-nucleotide messenger RNA. The record is from RefSeq and is a predicted model, not a curated record. NCBI's taxonomy places the organism in Eukaryota, Metazoa, Chordata, Aves, Leptosomiformes, Leptosomidae.
ACACCUGUUCAGAUUAAGGAAUUUGGUGCAGUAAAUAAAGUUGACUUCUCCCCAGUUCCUCCAUAUAACUAUGCUGUCACAGCCUCUUCAAGGAUCCACAUUUAUGGUCGUUACUCUCAAGAACCGAUCAAAACGUUUUCUCGCUUCAAAGAUGCUGCUUAUUGUGCCACAUACAGAGAUGAUGGCAACCUGCUAGUUGCUGGCAGCGAGGAAGGGAGCAUUCGCCUCUUUGACAUCAGUGGAAGAGCACCGCUGAGACAGUUUGAGGGUCAUACAAAACCUGUUCAUGUAGUGGGUUUCCUGUUUGAUAAAUACCGAGUAUUUUCUGGUGGUGAUGAUUAUUCGUCAAAUUUGUGGGAUAUUCCGAAUGCUACAGAAAUCGUCUCAUAUAGUGAACAUACUGACUAUGUGAGAUGCGGCUGCGCAAGUAAAGUGAAUGCAGAUGUCUUUAUAACAGGUUCCUAUGAUCACACUGUGAAAUUAUUUGAUGCACGAACAAAAAGUAGUGUCAUGACAAUAGAACAUGGCCAGCCUGUGGAGAGCGUCCUUCUGUUCCCUUCUGGUGGGCUUCUAGUAUCUGCAGGAGGUCGAUAUGUCAAAGUUUGGGAUGUACUAAAAGGCGGACAAUUACUAGUUUCACUUAAAAAUCACCAUAAAACUGUAACUUGUUUAUGCCUGAACAGCUCUGGUCAAAGGUUAUUGUCAGGAUCCCUGGACAGGCAUGUGAAGAUUUACAGUACUACCUCCUACAAAGUCGUCCACAGCUUUAACUAUGCAACAUCCAUCCUCAGUCUUGCAUUGUCG